AUUAUAUCCAAAAUGCAUUUUGCUAUAAAAUUCUGAAUAAUGUUGUGGGUAGUUAUUCAGGUAAUAUCAGCCCAAGCAUUUAACCCUGCUCAGAGUGCCAUCUCUGGGAUCGCCUCGGGAAAUAACUUAUUGAUCAACCAGACUUAUACAAUUGUUGUGCAAGCGAAGGACUCUUCUGGUAAUAGUUUAUCAACAGGUGGAGAAGAAAUUAACUUGCUCAUCACAGACCCUUGCACUAGAGGUGUCAAUAUGGUCUGAAUUCCAUCAUCUUUCACUCAGAGUGCAACCAACGGUGGGAAGAUUUCGCAACAAUUCACUGACAAUGGAGAUGGAACUUACUCUACCAGCUUUACAUUGAACCAUAUUGGAGAUGCCACUGUAUCAGUGGUGCAUGUGAACAACUUAGGAGUGUCAGCCAAAUACUAUCGCAGCUUCUCAAUAUCUGGGUUUCCAUACUACAUGAACUCACUUCCGUAACUUA
Molecule: messenger RNA, 481 nt
Organism: Moneuplotes crassus
Lineage: Eukaryota; Ciliophora; Spirotrichea; Euplotida; Euplotidae
Source: the annotation of a GenBank genome assembly